CUUGUGUAUCAAAUUUGUGCGGAACCUCGUAAAUAUUUUAAUGUAUUAUUACUCAAACCAUUAAUAACAUAUUUAUAAUAAAAACAAAUAAUGUACAGUAAUACUACCAUCAUACAUCAUCAAUUAGAAAGUUCUCCGGUAAAAGAUACAAAUGGUGUUUUACGAGAUAAAAAUUGCUCUUUGCAAUGUACAAAUAUGGGAUACUUGAAAAUUUUGCCAUUAUUGCCAGUUAAUACGGGCACGAUACAAAGUAAUACAUCCUCGAGGCUUAUAAGUUUAGAAAACGAGUUUAGAGACAAAGUGGCACACGAAGAGGAUGGUCAUAAAGGACUAAUUCUCAAUGAUUGCAAUAGUUUACGAAAAAGUAUAGAUAAUCAAAGUGAAGAUACAGCAUUUGAAGAUGCUGUUGCAGAAUUAAAAGAGAUUAUUUCCAAUUCACGAUAUUUAUCUUAUGUUUUUCCCAUUGGGAUAGAUUAUAUUGAUGAUGAACGAAGAGUGAUAACGACUUCUCCCAUAUUAAGAGCUCCAAAUCCAAUUCCUUUUAAUAAACCAUUUAUGAAUAAUAAUUACGAUAAAAUGAUACAUUUUCUUCCUCGAUCAAAUUCUGAAUAUUAUGACAUUUAAAGAUAGUGUGUUAAAACGGAUCGAUUUUCGUUCUAACCAUUAAAUUUUUUUUUUUUGCUUUUUGUUGCUAGAACCUUCAUUUAUAGUGUAAAUAUCGUACAUAUUUUAAUUUUUCUACUUUUAACACUUAGAUAUAUUACUAAUUUUGCUAGACAUUUAUAAUUUUUUUUUAUUGUAUAAUAGAUACAGUAUAUCUGUAUAUGUAUAAAG
Molecule: messenger RNA, 834 nt
Organism: Rhizophagus irregularis DAOM 181602=DAOM 197198
Lineage: Eukaryota; Fungi; Glomeromycota; Glomeromycetes; Glomerales; Glomeraceae
Source: RefSeq, a predicted model, not a curated record